Molecule: messenger RNA, 714 nt
Organism: Hydatigera taeniaeformis
Lineage: Eukaryota; Metazoa; Platyhelminthes; Cestoda; Cyclophyllidea; Taeniidae
Source: the annotation of a GenBank genome assembly
AUGUGUUUUAAUUUACCACUGGAGGAACGCUCUUCUGAAGUUCGUAGUAAGACACUGGGGAUAUUAACCAGCGUUAGAGACCCUCCGGAAGGCAUUAUUGUUACCCCAUGUUCAGAAGACUUGGGGAAAGUUUACGCUGUAAUCAAUGGUCCCGCAGAUACUCCCUAUGAAGGCGGUUUUUUCAUUUUCCUCAUGGCUUUUCCUGCUGAUUAUCCAUUGAGUCCCCCUAAGGUGCGCAUCAUCAACACGGGUGGAGGAACCGUCAGAUUUGGCCCCAAUCUAUAUGCAAGCGGCAAGGUAUGUCUUAGCAUUAUUGGAACCUGGUCGGGUCCUCAAUGGUCACCAAUCCAAAAUCUAACGUCAGUUCUCCUCUCCAUUCAAUCUCUUAUGAACGCAGAACCCUACUACAACGAGCCUGGUUUCGAGAAUCAUUCCAAUCCAAGAGCUUCAGCCCAUUACAAUGAAAUGAUCAAGCACGAGACUCUUCGUUGUGCCGUUUGCGACGUUAUGGAGCGAAAGGCUAGCUUUCCGGAUGACCUUUUUGAAAUAAUGAAGGCAACGUUUUUGGAGAACUAUGAGGAUUAUCUCCAAGCUUGUGUUGAUGGAGCUCCGAAGGAUAAAAUGCUCAUGCAAGAUCCCUUCGGUACCUCCAACCGCACCUUUCAGUUCAAUGCUAUUAGGACUCGGCUUGAGGCACUGAAGGCGAAAUUCUAA